Messenger RNA from Salarias fasciatus (jewelled blenny), 852 nucleotides. RefSeq names its product oocyte zinc finger protein XlCOF22-like. The transcript has 3 exons. NCBI's taxonomy places the organism in Eukaryota, Metazoa, Chordata, Actinopteri, Blenniiformes, Blenniidae. The record is from RefSeq and is a predicted model, not a curated record. The coding region runs from base 67 to 852 and encodes 261 amino acids.
ACUGACAAGAAAGUUUGUGAAAUCUGUGGUGAAAGUUACAACCAAAAGAACGAUUUGUUGGUCCACAUGAGAACUCACACGGGUGAGAAGCCGUAUUGUUGUGGAACAUGUGGGAAAACAUUUUCCGGUCAAAGUCUUUUGAUUCGCCACAAUAAGACUCACACAGGUAAGAAGCCGUAUUCCUGUGGAACAUGUAAGAAAAGUUUCAGCAGACAUAGUAACCUGUUGGUCCACAUGAAAACUCACACUGGUGAGAAGCCGUAUUGCUGUGAAACAUGUGGAAAGUGUUUCCUUCGUCGGGAAAGUCUGUUAGUCCACAUGAGAACUCACACUGGUGAGAAGCCGUAUUGUUGUGAAACAUGUGGAAAGUGUUUCCUUCGUCGGGAAAGUUUGUUGAGCCACAAGAGAGCUCACACUGGUGAGAAGCCGUAUUCUUGCAAAGCAUGUGGGAAAUGUUUCAGUCAUCAUAGUUAUGUAGCGGUCCAUAUGAGAACUCACACAGGUGAGAAGCCAUAUUGUUGUGGGACAUGUAAGAAAAGUUUCAGCAGACAGAGUAACUUGUUGGUCCACUUGAGAACUCACACAGGUGAGAAGCCGUACUCUUGUGAAACAUGUGGGAAGUGUUUCAGUUAUCACAGUAAUAAGUUGGUCCACAUGAGAAUUCACACUGGUGAGAAGCCGUAUUCUUGUGAAGCAUGUGGGAAAUCUUUCAGUGAUCACAGUUAUAAAUUGGUCCAUAUGAGAACUCACACAGGUGAGAAGCCGUAUUCUUGUCAAACAUGUGGGAAAUAUUUCAGUCGUCAUAAUCAUAAACUGGCCCACAUGAGAACUCACACAGUGCCUGGCUCCUAG